AUGGACAAGGGAAAAGCAAUUAUGGGUUCUGGUCGCAGAUGGGCUGUGGAUUUCAGUGAUAAUUCCCUAACCCCUUACUCGCGCGACAUUCCCGAUCCUCCAGGCUUCUCCCGUGCAUCUCAGGAGCAGGAUGAUUCUACUGUUAGCAAGCAAAAGAAGGAUGCAGAAGCUAAUUGGAAGGCCCAGAAAGCUUGGGAAGUGGCACAAGCACCUUUCAAGAAUUUGCUAAUGAUGGGCUUCAUGAUGUGGAUGGCUGGGAAUACUGUGCACCUUUUCAGCAUUGGUAUUACGUUCUCGGCACUUUGGCAACCAUUAAGUGCUCUCCAAGGGGUUGGAAAGGUCUUUGAGCCAUACAAGGACAACAAAGUUGACCUCCUUGCGCCUAAGCUGGUAUUCAUUGCCCUAAAUUUAGGGGCUAUGGUGCUGGGUGUUUGGAAGCUUAACACAUUGGGUCUUCUGCCAACACAUGCAUCGGAUUGGGUUUCUUCUCUACCGCCUGCUCAGGAGGUUGAAUACUCUGGUGGAGGCAUUGCAUUCCAUUAA
Molecule: messenger RNA, 543 nt
Organism: Linum trigynum
Lineage: Eukaryota; Viridiplantae; Streptophyta; Magnoliopsida; Malpighiales; Linaceae
Source: the annotation of a GenBank genome assembly